Molecule: messenger RNA, 12773 nt
Organism: Chelonia mydas (Green sea turtle)
Lineage: Eukaryota; Metazoa; Chordata; Testudines; Cheloniidae
Gene: CNTNAP5
Product: contactin associated protein family member 5
Exons: 24
Coding region: 536-4462 (1308 amino acids)
Source: RefSeq, a predicted model, not a curated record
UGCACAUAGAGCUUCGCAGGGGAGAUGCACUGGAUGAUUCAAGAGGUGCCUUUUCCAUUGCCACCUUCUCUGGGGGGUUGGGGGGGGGGAUGAUUUUUAUUUUUAUUUUUUUUUCAGUUCCUCGCUGGGGUCGCUGUAAGCUGCUCUAGCAGGAGCAAUCCCCGGGAGGAAAGGGGGGGGGGGGGGAGAGAGAUCUGCUCCAGGCAGCUGAUUUACACGGUGAUUCUGAUGCUUGUCAUCAACGCCUGAAGAUCGCGAGCAGGGUCCUCCCAGGCAGCGGGGAGGUGGAGCGCGCCGCUCCCGUCGCCUAUAAGGCGCUGCCCGGCGCCUGGCUCACCGAGUCUGAGCUCUGGAGGGGGGUUUCCGCGGGCGGCUCGCCGUGCGCCUGGACCGGCUCCUUUAAGGCGAUUGCUGGAGGAGUGGCUCUCUCGCCCCCGCCUUAGCGGGAGGGUCUGGAUGGAGUAAACGAGCCCGAGGAGAGCCCGGCUGGCGUCUGAGACGGGGGAGCCAGGCGCCCGCUCGCCCCGUGCCGACCAUGGAGCCUGCUCCCAAACUCUCCAGUCGGUUGGCUUUGCUGCUCUUCAGCGUGUGGCAUCUGGGACGAACAGCAACGAAUUAUAAUUGUGAUGAUGCACUACUAUCCUCAUUGCCUCUAACAGCCUUUGACAGCUCCUCUGAGCUCUUCAGCAUUCAGAGUCCCAGCUUCGCCAAGCUCAACAGACGGGAUGGAGCUGGUGGUUGGUCCCCAUUGGAAUCUAAUCCGCAACAAUGGCUUCAGAUUGAUCUGGGAGACAGAGUUGAGAUUACAGCAGUUGCCACCCAAGGCAGGUAUGGAAGCUCUGACUGGAUAACAAGCUACAUUCUAAUGUUCAGCGAUACAGGACGCAACUGGAAACAGUACAGACAAGAAGACAGCAUCUGGGUCUUCACAGGGAACACCAAUGCUGACAGUGUCGUACAUCACAAACUUCUGCACUCCGUGAAAACCCGCUUCCUGCGCUUUGUCCCUCUGAAAUGGAAUCCCAAUGGAAGAAUAGGCCUGAGAGUUGAGGUCUAUGGAUGCUCAUACAAAUCGGACAUAGCAGAUUUUGAUGGCAGAAGUUCCCUCCUGUACAGAUUCAAUCAGAAAAUGAUGAGCACCUUCAAAGACGUGGUCUCCCUGAAGUUCAAGAGCAUGCAGGGGGAUGGAGUCUUAUUCCACGGAGAGGGACAGCGCGGAGACUACAUCACACUAGAGCUGCAGAAAGGGAAGCUCUCCUUGCACAUUAACCUGGGAGAUUCCAAGCUGCGUUUCAGUACCAGCCACACGUCAGUCACCCUGGGCAGCCUCCUGGACGAUCAGCACUGGCACUCGGUUCUCAUCGAACGAUUCAACAAGCAAGUGAACUUCACGGUGGACAAGCACACUCAGCAUUUCCGAACCAAGGGAGAUUCGGACCACCUGGACAUUGAUUAUGAGCUCAGUUUCGGGGGGAUCCCAGUCCCAGGAAAGCCAGGAACCUUCCUGAAGAAAAAUUUCCUUGGAUGCAUCGAGAACCUAUAUUACAAUGGAGUCAAUAUAAUUGACCUGGCAAAAAGGCGUAAACCUCAGAUCUACACUGUGGGCAACGUGACCUUUUCCUGCUCAGAACCACCAAUUGUUCCCAUCACCUUUGUCAGCUCCAGCAGCAGCUAUUUGCUCUUACCUGGCACCCCCCAGAUUGAUGGGCUGUCAGUCAGCUUCCAGUUUCGAACGUGGAACAAAGACGGGAUGCUUCUGUCCACAGAGCUGUCUGAAGAUUCCGGCGUUCUCCUGCUUUACCUUCACGCUGGCAGGUUGACACUUGUCAUACAGAAAGUGGCAGAAAACCCCAUGGAGAUCAGUGCAGGCAGCAAUCUCCAUGAUGGGCUCUGGCAUUCAGUUAACAUAAAUGCCAGAAGGCAUCGCAUCACCCUGACUCUGGAUAACGACGUCGCCGCAGCUGGUCACGCAACCACCCUCUCGCAGAUCUAUUCUGGGAAAAGCUACUAUUUCGGAGGGUGCCCUGACAAUUUCACCGAUUCCCAAUGUUUAAAUCCCAUUACUGCUUUUCAAGGCUGCAUGAGGCUCAUCUUUAUUGAUAACCAGCCCAAGGACCUCAUUUUAGUUCAGCAAGGUUCCCUGGGGAAUUUUAGUGAUUUACACAUUGAUCUGUGUGACAUCAAAGACAGAUGUUUGCCCAACUACUGUGAACAUGGAGGAAAAUGCUCCCAGUCCUGGACCACCUUUUACUGUGAUUGUAGCGAAAUGGGUUACAUGGGAGAAACCUGCCAUAACUCCAUCUACGAGCAAUCGUGUGAAGCCUAUCGUCACAAAGGGAAGACGUCUGGUUUCUUUCAUAUUGAUUCCGAUGGAAGUGGACCACUUGGACCAUUCCAGGUUUACUGCAAUAUCACGGAAGAUAAGAUCUGGACUGCGGUGCAGCACAACAACACAGAGCUAACCAGAGUCCAAGGGGCCGAUCCUGAGAAACCAUAUGCCAUGUACUUUAACUACACCAGCAGCAUGGACCAGAUUGAGGCCAUGAUAAACAGUGCAGAGUACUGUGAACAGGAGGUGGCUUACCACUGCAAAAAGUCACGUCUGCUGAACACCCCGAAUGGAAUGCCAUAUGUUUGGUGGGUUGGCCGUGCCAAUGAAAAGCAUCCUUACUGGGGAGGAUCUCUUCCUGGAGUUCAGCAAUGUGCCUGUGGACUGGAAGAAAGUUGUCUGGAUAUGAGAUAUUUCUGCAACUGUGAUGCUGAUAAAGAAGAAUGGACAAAUGAUACUGGCCUUCUUUCCUUCAAAGACCAUUUGCCUUUAACUCAACUCGUGAUCACUGACACAAACAGGUCGAAUUCGGAGGCUGUUUGGAGAAUUGGUCCCUUGCGUUGCCAUGGAGACAGACAGUUCUGGAACGCAGCUUCCUUCAACACAGAGGCCUCCUAUCUUCACUUCCCCACCUUCCAUGCAGAGUUCAGCGCAGACAUUUCCUUUUUCUUCAAAACCACGGCUAUGACUGGGGUCUUCCUGGAAAACCUUGGGAUUAAGGACUUCAUCCGCAUUGAAAUAAGCUCCCCUAAGGAGAUCACCUUCUCCAUAGAUGUUGGAAAUGGGCCUAUGGAAGCUACGGUGCAGUCUCCCACGCCUCUGAAUGACAACCAGUGGCACUACGUCCGAGCCGAGAGGAACCUCAAGCAAACAUCUCUUCAAGUGGAUGACCUUCCUAAAAAGAUUCUGGAGGCACCUGCGGAGGGGCAUUUUCGUUUGCAGCUUAACAGCCAAUUCUUUGUAGGGGGAACAGCUUCCAGACAGAAGGGUUUCCUGGGAUGCAUCCGCUCUUUACAUUUAAAUGGGCAGAAACUGGACCUGGAAGAGAGGGCUAAAGUGACCCCUGGAGUCAAGCCUGGCUGUCCGGGACACUGUAGCAGUUAUGGUAAUCUCUGUCACAAUGGCGGCAAAUGUGUGGAGAAGUACAACGGUUAUUUCUGUGACUGCACCAGCUCUCCCUACGAAGGGCCCUUCUGCAAGGAAGAGGUUUCUGCAGUGUUUGAAGCUGGCACCUCAGUUACCUAUAUUUUCCAAGAGCCUUAUCCAGUGACAAAAAAUACAAGCACUUCAUCCUCUGGCAUUUAUGCAGACGCCAUUAUGUCCAAGGAAAACAUUGCAUUUAGUUUCCUGACAGCACGUGCUCCGAGCCUCCUGCUCUACAUCGACACCUACUUUCAUGAUUAUUUGGCUGUGAUUCUCUCCAAAAAUGGAAGCUUACAAGUCCGGUACAAGUUGAGUAAGGAUGGCUUCCUCAUUUUCACCAUUGACUCUGGAAACCUUGCCAACCGGGAAUUACACCAUGUGAAGAUCAACAGAGAAGGAAAAGAACUCAUCAUUCAGGUUGAUCAAGUUCUCAGACUCAAGCACAACCUCUCGGAGAUUGACUUCAAGGCCAUGAAAUCGCUCACCUUGGGCAAGGUCGCAGAUAGUCUGGGGCUAGAUUCUGAAGUCUUGAAGGCGAACUCACAUGGCUUUAUCGGAUGCCUGUCCUCUGUCCAGUACAAUCACAUAGCUCCACUGAAGGCCGCCUUACGGCAUCCCAGCAUAGCCCCUGUGACUGUCAAAGGCUCCUUGACUGAAUCGAGUUGUGGAUACAUAGCAGAGGCUGAUGUGAACACUGUCACCACAGUAUAUUCCUCAUCAGAUCCCUUUGGGAAGUCGGAUGAGCGGGAGCCCCUCACCAAUGCAAUCAGAAGCGAUUCAGCUGUCAUCGGAGGUGUAAUAGCAGUUGUAAUAUUCAUCAUCUUUUGCAUCGUGGCCAUCAUGAGCAGAUUCCUCUACCAGCACAAACAGACACAUCGAAGUAGCCAGGCAAAAGAGAGAGAAUACUCAGAAAACCUCGACAGUUCCUUUAAAACUGACAUUGACUUGCAGAACACAGUGAGUGAGUGCAAACGGGAAUAUUUCAUCUGAUGGACUGUGUGUUUCCUUCUUACUCUCCUCCCCACACCUGGCCUUUUUUUCUUUUCUUACCCGUUAAUUUAUUUGCCAGCUUUUAACCUUUUCGAAGGACACUGCCCUGCACAGGAGAGAUUGGCAAACACUUUAAUGCCUCAUUCCCUUCACAAAAACCUGCCACAAUGACAUCGGCAUCUCAAGAGACCUGCUAUUCUACUCUGGACAGAAUAAGUUCACGUACUUGCACAGUUGCCUGUUAAGUUUCUGGAUUUCUCAAGUCUUAUGUUGUUUUCUGGAACCAUUUAACUCACCACUUUGUAUCUGAUCUGAGCUAUAUAAACUAGAGAUAAAGUACUGUAGCUAAAUAAGUAGCAUCACAGCUUUUGGGACAGGGUAGCAGGAAAGAAUGAGACCAAAAUUCCUGAUUUAUUAUAAGAUGCAUUUACACCAAUCAUAAAGUCAUAGCUAGAUCCUCAGUUGAUGUAAUUUGCCAUGAAACCGUUGACUUCCAUGGAAUUACUCCAGUUUUCACCAGCUGGGAAUCUGGCACGAAGUUACAGUUAUUAUUUUCUCUCUCUCCUUAUGCUCCUUCCCCCAUCCUGCUGUCCUUUUACUGUAACUUUUAGGCUUACAAAUGUUUUUAAAAAAUACAGGAAUACUGAUAACAGCAUUGGACAACAUUCAUUCCAGUGCACCUUGUAUACCUCCGUCUUAUAAGUCUGACUAUUUAGAACCAACAUACUCUAGCAUAAUUCUAGCUGAAGCAUGGAAAAUAGUACCUUGAAACUUAAAGGGUUUUAGGAGGCUUCUAGGACUUAGGUGCUCUAUACAUUUCUCUGAUGAUUUGUCUGAAACAUUAGAAGUGCAGCAUACACACGCUAACAUCAUGUAGAGAAUGAUCAUAUGCUGAGGUCAAACACUUAAGCGAUUGUGGCAAAUUAAAAACAAACACAAGAAGACAAACCCACCCCACCCAAAACAUGAGAUCUAAAUUCUGCUGAUUCAUAUAAACAAGCCAAAAUUGUUAUUAAAUUGCUUUAAAAAACUGCAUGAAUGAAGCGAUGGUGCUUCCUGUUUGUAGAAACCAGGAUGUUACCUCUCAAAGAUAAGGAAAAGGUGGCUUUUAAAAAGUUUAGUAAGACAAAGUAGACGAGCUUAAUAUCUUUGAGUGGACGAACUUCUGUUGGUGAAAGAGACAAGCUUUUGAGCUUACACAGAGCUCUUCUUCAGUCUAAGCUUGAGAGCUUGUCUCUCUCACCAACAGAAAUUGGUCCAAUAAAGAUAUUACCUCACCCACCUUGUCUCUCUAAUAUCCUGGGACUCACAUGGCUAUGAUAACACUUAGUGAAAUUCAUUCCAAGGAGAACAUUUUAAAGGAGCAUGUACAAAGUUCUGGAUUUUUAAUUUUCUUCUGUCCCUUUCUCCAGUGGUUUUCUGUUCUCUUCUGUUUGGGGACACUGGCUAGCGGAAGUAAAAGGGACUCUAAUCUGCCUCCUCUAUUCUUUCUGACAGAUCACUGAACAUGGAUUCAAAUCUUUUUCACACAAAAAAUAUUGCAAAGGAAAAUAUGCCAUAACCCACAAGGGGCGGGGGGGGGGGGAGUUUGGGGUUUGAACCCAGCGUGACCUUGCAUGAUGAUCCCAUCCCAAAUGCUAGAUGAGCCCUGACAGUGUGUUUAAUGCCAUACAGGGCCCAUCCUCGGAGCUUAACAGUCUAAGGAUCUGAUCCAGUGCCCAUGAGAAAAUGGGAGUCUUCCCACUGAUUUCAGGGGGCUUUGAUUCAGGCACCAGGGAAUCCACCGUACAUCAGGAUCCCUUGGCCCCUUUGGAGUCCCAAAGGCAUUUUCACAUGGUCACAAGGGUUUGCACUACCAAAUCUUGCUGCAGGAAAGGGAUAACAAUAACAAACAAUAGACAGCAGUGCAGCUUCACAAAGCCUCAGGUGGCCAGGGCAUGGAUGACCAUAUGGCUGUAUAGCUGGAGAAGAGAAGCCUGGGGAGGGGUUUAAAUAAAUGUAGGGAGCUUGGAUUAAUGGUUACAGAUGAUGGCUGAUAGGCCUCAGGGAAGUAGAUUUUGAGAAGGAAUAUGAGACAGUCUUGGUUUGAUAUUCAGUACGCUCACUAUGUUACACUACAAUCCUCUUUGGUCUUUUGACCAUCUUUGGGGGUGAGUGUGAUAAGUAAAAGCUAGGCCAAUACAGUGAUCAUCAGGCCAACCGACCUGGCAAGCUUACAAGGCAAGUUUAAACUUAAAGGACGGAUGGCACUGCUUCUCCCAGCUCCUGCCAGCCAGCAGCCACUGCGUCUUGUGCCAGCUGCUUGUAUGACAUUUGGUUAUGACUGCCUUUGCAUGCCAUGACUCAUAAUGAUGGACUCAUUAGCAGGAAGAUGCAGAAAGGCAUGCACCUAAUGAGAUCCUCCGCAAAGAGUUUCUUCCAUAUAUAAAGCUGCUCUGCAUGUUACAGGGGGGACACGCAUACUUAGGAACAAAUGUUCAUCUCCCUCUUUCUGUGGAUUCCAGGUUUUUCUUCAUUAUUAUCAGCAUGGUUUUGUCCAAGUUAUCUCAUUUUGAAUGUUCUCACUGAGAAGGAGCUAUUAAUUCCCCCACACAGGUAUUGCCUUUAGGAAGAAGAGAUGGGGGAUCAAAAUCCACAUUUUAUUCAGAUCUCCCACCACCCAUUACUGUGCCAUGUAUUUUUCCCUCCUCAACAUGGCAGAUUAUAAAUCAUCCUUGGGCUUUGCUACAUAUUCUUCUUUUCUUGAUAUAAAAGUCACAGUAAGAUAUAGCGAGUCUAGCCCCAAGCAAAUACAGUAAUUAAAUGGAUAGAAAAGGGAAGGGUUGAGCAAUCAGUUAGAAUCCCCUCAUUAUUCAAGUCACUGAGAGGACAAGAUUGCUUCGUGCCGUCCUAGAGUCUGAGCUUGCAAGGUACUAAGCAUUCUCGAGUAGGAGCAUGGCCCUAGUGAUGAUUGGAGGAAUGAGCGGAUCAAAACAGACAUUUUGUCUCACGCACGCACACACACACACACACAGCCCCCACCCCUUGGUUCCUGCGCAUGGGAACAAGUCUGGCCCACCUCCAAAAGCAUGCAAUGUUGGCCAAAGAGGAGGCGCAACCAGGAUGUCCAAGAGAUGCCGCGAUUCUGCCCACUACACCCUCUACCACCUUAGGCCACAGAGCUACCAGUGGAUAGCAAAACUGCCCAGCAGAACAUAAGAACAGCUAUACGGGGUCAGACUAAAGGUUCAUCUAGCCCAGUAUCCUGUCUUCGGACAGUGGCCAAAGCCAGGUGCUCCAAAGGGAAUGAACAGAACAGGUAAUCAUCAAGUGAUCCAUCCCCUGUCACCCAUUCCCAGCUUCUGACAAACAGGCUAGGGACACCUGCAAAGCAGAGUAGCAGAGUAUCACCACCGCAGCAGCUAGUUAGGUGUUAUUUGUAUCUGGAAGAGUGUUGGUGGCUCCAUAUAUAGCUCUGGGUGGGUACAUGCAUGAGAGGUGUGGGUGUGAACGCACACACAAUCCCCAAUCCAGCAAACCACAUCAGCAUAUAUUGAAUUUAAAGCAUGUGAAUAGUGGCAUUAACGUCAAUGAGAUUACUCAAAUGCUUAAAGAAUCACAAUCAGUGUUGCAAAAUUGUAUUCACCCCUGGGUAAUUCUUUUGAUGAGCAAAUUAAAGGCUUUUUUUUUUCAUCACCAUCAUUAAACAUCACAGUACAGGGCAGGCAAAUAAGAUUAGUAAAGUUUCAGGAAAAUUUAGUUAGGCUGGUGUGUGUGUGUGUCGGGGCGGGGCGUACACAUGAGGACAGAUACAUCUAUCUAUACAUACAGAUAUAUUGGACAUAAUCACACAGCUAUUCAAACCAAUAAAAACCUGCUCAGACAAGUUAACAAAUUGUGUAUGCACAUUACACUCAAAAUUAUAAACUAGGGUAUUAUAUUCUUGCAAUGAAAAAAAUAUGGAAAGCAACAAAGUAGCAUCGUAGUAAAUGAGACCAUGCUGCAUUAACUGUAGGAAGCAAACAGUCUGACUAACUUUUCCUUUUUUUAGUGGUUUGGAUCUGCUUUCUUUUAUGCAAUCAUCAUCUGUUUAUUAAUAUACUAACUAGAACUGGUAAAAAAAAAAAAACCAGGGAAACAUUUUUUGCAGAAAGAAAACUUCAACAUUUCAGUGUUGUUGCCAUUUUGUAGAAUUCUGAAUAGAUCCUUUUUCCAUUUAUCACAAUUUUUUUAAAAUUUUUCUUUGUCUUUUCAUUUUAAUUUGUCUCUUACUGAAAACCCAGUUUUCAGUGGGGAAACAAAUUUCUCAGUAAACGAAAUUUUUUGAAAACUAUUUCCAUAACAGUAGCUCAGAAGAAUUUAUGGACAAUUCUGAUCCUGUGGAAAUGCUUUAAGGAAAGUUUCGUUUUUGAAAAAAGGCCAAUUUUCAACCAAGAAAACCAAGUUUAGAAAAUUUCAACCAGCUAUUAUGCCGGUCUUGCUUUUAUUGAAUCAGUGAUGAAAAUUUGCAUUUACUUCAGUAGGAACAGUAUUGGCGUACCGGAUCUGCCCUUCAGUGCAUCAGCUUUAACAUACUUGCCAACUUUAUUCUGCAUCUGAAUUUCUUUACUGGCUCAGGAGGUGGUCAGCCUGGCUCAGCCAUUCUGCCACUGCCUGUGCUAAUGAGGCUACAUUGCUGUUUAUAGUCAUGCCAGCUCAAUGAGCGCUAGCGGGAGCACUUGUAGGUGAGCAGGGGAACCACGCCCCUUGCUUGUAGUGUCAUGUAGGCUAUGGUACUAAAUGAGCUCAGCUCCCAUUUUGAAGUCUUUUGGUCAGGUCCUGAAAUCCUUACUCAGUUCCCAUCAAUUUCAGUGGCAUGUACAUGCCACAGCGAUACAGUACUCAGUUAAAAAUUCUCAAAAGUGCCUAAGUCACUUGGCAAACUAAGUCCCAUUUUCAGAAGUGUCUUAGGGACUUUGGGCCAAAUUUUUAAAGAUCUUCAGAUGCUUAAAGAUCCAAAUAGGUACCUUGAGGGAUUUUCAAAAGUGCCUAGGCACCUAACUUGCAUUGAAAUCAACUGAAAUGUGGCUCUUUGAAAAUCAAUGGUAUGGUUUCUUCUAAGACAUUUAUGCACCUAAGAAGUAGGUAUUAACCUAGUGGGAUUUUCAAAAGUGCCUAAGCAGGUUUAGGUGCCUAACUCCCAUUUGAAAUGAAUGUGGGUUAGGUGCCUAACCUGCAUAGGUGCCAAAAAAAAACCCCAAAAAACCCCAAACCAUUAGGCACCUAAAUACCUUUGAAAACCUGGUCCUCACUUCCUUUUUAAAAUAGGACUAAAGGCUCCUAAGUCACACAGGCACUUUUGAAUUUUUUUCCUCUCAUCUUUAAAAAACAAAUAAACAAACAAAGCCUAAGCAAAUGGAAGGCACCCAGGACCUCAUAGGAGAUGCAUAGUAAUUCAUCAUAUUGGGCCCUGUGUGCUUAGUGAAACUGUCAGUCUUCACUGAAUAUCGCGGCUGAGGUUAUGCUAAUGCCAAGUGUACAAUGAAGGGGAUGUCUCCAGCAGUAAAGUUUUGACUAUUGCUUUCUAGUCAUACUUAAUAGAAAAUGCAUCGACUUUGAGGUCAGAAGGGACCAUCGUGGUCCUCUGGUCUGACCUCCUGCACAUUGCAGGCAACAGAACCUCACCCACCCACUCCUGUAAUCGACCACAAACCUUCUUUACUGAUUUACCAUAGACAAGAGGCUUUUUUCUCCAAAAGUUUAAACACUUAUGUUAAUUAGAUGGUUUUGUUAAUUAAUGUGUAGGCUAUUUCACACAAAUGCACCCAUAUUGGGCCAAUACAGCAUGGGAUGCGGUAUGAUUUGGCUAUCUAACCUGAGGCUUGAUCCUUUUCCUAUCGAAGUCAAUGGGAAUUUGGACAUUAAUUUCAUUGGGAGCUGGAUUGGAUCCUGAGUUUAUGGGAGCACUUGAAAACUGCCUUCAUUUUACACCUUUUCAGUUCUUUCUUCUUCCCUUUUGGCAUCAAAAGACCCAUCUUUGGCCCAAAGUCUGCUCUCCCACCAAAGUAAAUCUGCAGUAACUCCACUGAAGUCAACUGAGUUACUCUGGAUUUACACUAGUGUAACCAGGAGCAGAAUCUGACCCUCUUUUAAUGCAACCAUCUUAUUCCCAUUGCUGUCAAAAGGACAUCCACCUUUACCUACGAAAAAAAUGUCUUCGGGAGACAGGAUUAAGCCUAUUGCAUCUGAGAGCUGUUAUGUAGUUCAAGGCAUUCAUGGGUACAAAGGGUUAUUCUUUUUGCAGAAACUAAAUGAUGCCCAAUAAAGCACCCAGGUGAAAGCUGAUCCCUCGCUAGGCUCUAAAACACAAGUGCUAUUUCGAAGCUUUCAUGCAGUUUUUGCGAUGCCUUCCUAUCAAACAAGGCAAGCAGUGUAGCCUAAUUCCCUUCAAAUCUGAUCCAAUGUCCACUGGAAUCAAUCAGGGGGACUUUGUAUUGACUUCACUGGGAGUUGCAUCAUGCCCUUUGUUCUUACUCCCUUCUCUAAAGCUGGUUAUUUCACAGCUACAAGGCUUAAAACAAUUAUUUCUUUAAUUGAGUUUUGGGCUUUGGUGCAUUUUCUUUAGCGAAUGAGAAGUACUUGAUAUCUCAUGUAAAUUCACAUGUAUGCUUCCUUCGUGAAAUUCGAAACAUAAUUUUCUUUUGUGGGUAGGGGAUGUUGGGCCUGAAAUAUAUUUUGUUUUCUUCUGUUGUUCCUUUUGAGCCAUGGCGCUAGGAUUUUGAACAAUUUCAGUGUAUUGCUACUUAUUUUUGUGAUCUUUUGCACUCAGUUAUUCUAAGGGGGGGUGGGGGGAAGCACACACACUGGUGAACUGUUUGUAAGUUGUAAGCUAGUUGUUUGUCUUUUGUCAUGUUUUGAGUCGACAAAGGGGCCACAAGCAGAGCAAAGGAAGGAUUGAGGCAACCGUGUGCUUCGACGCUCCAGUCAGGGUAUAUAUUGUUUUUAUUUGGCACGUGGGGAAAAUGGUGCGGCGGAUGGGGCAAGGAGUAAAAAUUAGGCAGAGACCAUUAUUAUAACGCUGAUUGGCAAAGGGCCAGCCGUGGGCUCCUCCCUGCACAAGACACGCAUCAAAAAAUGGGUCCUCGGCCUCAGCAACUGGCAAGCAGGGUCCCUCCACCAACGUCAGUGGAUCUCCGCUGAUUACGCCAGGUGAGGAUCUGCUUCCGUGCCCCUCCCCCGCCGGCCAAAUGAGCUUGCAGUCGGAACAGACACGGAAAUACAAUAGGAGAUGCAAGGAACAGUCUUUACGUACAGUCUGGCCUUUUUCUCCCCCCGCUCCCGUUGGCGUGGUGAUGGCAUUUUGCCAUAUGACUGUAGCUGCUAACUUACUAAUGGCAGCUGUUUCCCACAAUGCUAGUCAUUACUAUCCUGGUCGUGUUUAACCCCAAAGGCCAUUCCAUCUGAACGCUACAAUUAACACGACGCUGCAUGGGAAAUUAUGUACUCACCUUUGCAUGCCAGUUCCAAGCCCCCCCGUUUCCUCUUGAAUCAUUUAAACAAAAUAUUUUCCCACCUGCCUUGUCAUUGCUGCUAAUAUUGAACCCACCUGUCAUGUACUGAAGUGGCCCUGUGUCUUUGGAGCUAAAAUUUAGAUGCAGCCAAUCCACAGCUCCUUGUAGAGUUUGAGACACAGCAGGUUAACCAGAAAUCCAACAUCAUUCCAUGAACAUUUGGGGAGAAGAACAAGCAGGCUUGUUUAUUCAGGCACCCAACCACAAGCAAUUGCCUGUGAGAGUCCUGAAGUGAAAUAUUCAUGUAAUCUCUUCUGUCUAAAUAAUAAAGAGCGACCAUGCUUCAGACCCACUUCCUGUCUUGAAAGCUUUGGCGUGAAACACACUGGGACAGAUUCAUUCCUCUGAGGACAAUGGAGUUCCAUCAGGGAUGAGUUUGGCCCAUAACUGAGAGAGCCUCCGAUCACCCACAGCAAGAUGUACCUGAUGCCUGUAAAUUAAAUCUGGGACUUUCCAAUCCUCAGUCCUCAAUACCGAUAGUUGCAUUCAGUGCACACGUCUCCUUAGGGAAUGGUGGGUGAUAUUUACAAAACUCAAGCGCCCUUUAAGCCCUUGAUGUGAGUUGAAGUCACCUUUAGGAACUUGGGGAGGCUCAUGGCCUGAUCCAAACCCCCUUGAUAAUGCCAGGAGUCUUUCUGUCGACGUAAUGGGUUUUAGAUCUGGCCCUCACUGCGCUGAGAUGAAUUGCACCCUACAUGAAAAACAAAGCCACAGGAUCAGCAAAACUCCUUCCUCAGGCAAGACAAGCAGCAGUCACCCAAGUUAAAAUCUGUUCUGUAUAC